UGGGAACGUUUGUCCGGAACCUUCUGCUGCUCUACCGCGUUUCUCUACGGAACUAUUUCUUCGCAGCAGGUCUAGAAGAGUUCUGACAGAAAUCUUCACCAUGGCCGAGACCCACAGCUUACAGGACAUGAGGCAGCAGGUGGCGGUUGCAGCCAAAGUCUUCAUUCAGAGGGAUUACACCAAUGGAACCAUGUGCCAGUUCCAGACCAAGUUUCCUUCAGACCUGGAGACCAAGAUCGACAAGCAGCAGUUUGAGGAGACGAUUCGGACGCUGAACAACCUUUACGCUGAGGCGGAGAAGCUGAGCAGCCAGUCGUUUAUUGAAGGCUGUCUGGCGUGCCUCACGGCGUACACCGUCUUCCUGUGCAUGGAGACUCACUACGAGAAGGUUCUGAAGAAGAUUGCUAAAUAUAUCCAGGAACAGAAUGAGAAGGUCUACGCGCCACGAGGCCUGCUGCUGACGGAUCCCAUCGAGAGAGGACUCCGAGUCAUCGAGAUCACCAUCUACGAAGACAGAAGCUUCAGCAGAUAAAAGCCGGUGAGUCCCGCCACAGAGCAGAGAUCCGUUCCACUGGUGAUGCGUGACGCUCACCAAGCUCAACAUUUUCUCCCACAUUUGUAACUUGGCUCAGGAAAUAAAGAGGAGC
Cyprinodon tularosa is the source of this 647-nucleotide messenger RNA. Its product is annotated as golgin subfamily A member 7-like. Gene Ontology annotation, biological process: Golgi to plasma membrane protein transport; peptidyl-L-cysteine S-palmitoylation; protein targeting to membrane. The record is from RefSeq and is a predicted model, not a curated record. The transcript has 5 exons. Gene Ontology annotation, cellular component: palmitoyltransferase complex; Golgi stack. The coding region runs from base 101 to 532 and encodes 143 amino acids. NCBI's taxonomy places the organism in Eukaryota, Metazoa, Chordata, Actinopteri, Cyprinodontiformes, Cyprinodontidae.